Messenger RNA from Seminavis robusta, 675 nucleotides. The record is from the annotation of a GenBank genome assembly. NCBI's taxonomy places the organism in Eukaryota, Bacillariophyta, Bacillariophyceae, Naviculales, Naviculaceae.
AUGAUCACGACUUCCCUACAGCUGCUUCUGUUGAGUUGGCUGUUGUCUCUCACGGUGAUCCAAGGUCACUCUUGGCGGCACUUCGCCGUAACGAAUCAUCCGCUCUUUGGUGUGCAGAACGGAAAUUUCCGUGCCUCUAUCGGCAGCACUGUAGAUGACGAAGACUAUGAACGAGCGGAACGAGCCAUCUUUCAAGGCAUCCAAAAAGCAGAAAGAAAGGUUCUCAAGGCCAUGGAUGACAAGGUGCGCGUAGUGCUUGACAAGAGUACGGCCAAGGCAGUGCUCUCUCGAGUUUUGGAUGCCGAAGAAGGUGAUGAGCACCUCCUUCUCCAGGCAUUGGAAGCUGCCGAACAGGCUGUCAUUCUUGCUGUGGAAAAGGAGGUGGGAACGAUAUUUCAUGCUUUGCAUGAGGACAAAAAGCCAUCGUCACAAGAAGAUUCUGCUGCUGUCAUCUAUUCCUCUUCAAAGCCGGAUAAACCUGUUUCUCAGCCUAUGGCCCCUUCCAAAGCUACCCCGCCCAAAACUUUCUUCUUCAAAUCGCCUGUGACCAAGGAUGCCUCUGUCGAGGAGAAAGAGCUCGAUCCAUGGAUGGAAGCUCUUGACAAACACAAACGAAUGGACGAAUUCCUCCAGUCUCUGGACUUGCAAGGCGUUGGUGGGAAUGUUGGUGACUAG